Messenger RNA from Pisolithus orientalis, 1419 nucleotides. Its product is annotated as RuvB-like helicase 1. Bases 1 to 1419 code for a protein of 472 amino acids. The record is from RefSeq and is a predicted model, not a curated record. Gene Ontology annotation, molecular function: ATP binding; DNA helicase activity; ATP hydrolysis activity. Gene Ontology annotation, biological process: chromatin remodeling; regulation of transcription by RNA polymerase II; box C/D snoRNP assembly. NCBI's taxonomy places the organism in Eukaryota, Fungi, Basidiomycota, Agaricomycetes, Boletales, Pisolithaceae. The transcript has 7 exons. Gene Ontology annotation, cellular component: NuA4 histone acetyltransferase complex; Swr1 complex; R2TP complex.
AUGAAAACUACGACAACACCGUCGACCGUUGCACACAAUGCUAUGCCACCGCCAUCAGCCGUUUCAAGCGCGCGUUCAUCUCGCGUUGCACCCCAUUCACAUAUCAAGGGUCUUGGACUGACCCCAGAAGGGCUUGCGUUGUCCGAUGGUGGUGGUUUUAUCGGACAGAUGAACGCACGGGAGGCGUGUGGUGUCGUCGUCGAACUCAUCAAGUCACGCAAAUUCUCUGGACGUGCCUUACUCCUCGCUGGUGCACCUGGGACGGGAAAGACUGCGCUUGCGUUAGCCGUGUCCCACGAACUUGGAGUCAAGGUACCAUUUUGUCCGAUGGUCGGGUCAGAGGUGUACAGUGCAGAAGUGAAGAAGACAGAAGUCCUUGCGGAGGCUUUCAGACGAGCAAUAGGUCUGAGGAUUAAAGAGACAAAAGAGGUUUAUGAAGGCGAAGUCACAGAGCUGACUCCGGCCGAAGCUGAAAACCCUCUCAGCGGAUAUGGAAAAACCGUGUCACACGUCAUAGUUGGUCUGAAAACGGUCAAGGGAACGAAGCAACUUCGGCUUGAUCCUACUAUCUAUGAAGCGAUGCUCAAAGAGAAGAUCGUUGUGGGCGACGUUAUCUACAUAGAAGCCAAUACAGGUGCUGUCAAGCGUGUUGGCCGAUCAGACGCAUAUGCAUCAUCCUACGACCUUGAAUCGGAGACAUAUGUCCCACUACCGAAGGGCGACGUGCAUAAGCGGAAAGAAUUAGUCCAGGAUGUCACGCUGGGUGACCUCGAUGCGGCUAACGCAAGACCGCAGGGCGGUCAGGAUAUCAUGAGUGUUAUGGGUAGCCUCAUGAAAAGCGGUCGCACGGAGGUCACGGAAAAACUGCGGAAAGAGGUGAACAAAGUUGUGAAAGGUUACGUUGACCAAGGCGUUGCAGAGGUGAUACCAGGUGUCGUGUUCGUCGACGAGGUGCACAUGUUGGAUAUCGAGUGCUUUACGUAUCUAAAUGCGCUUCUCGAGUCGCCCAUGGCACCGACAGUCAUACUUGCUACCAACAGGGGCAACGCUGUUGUCCGUGGAACAACCGAUGUUAUCUCGCCACAUGGUAUACCUGUGGAUUUGCUCGAUCGGUGUUUGAUCGUCAAGACUGAUACAUACAAUCGGGAGCAGAUUGCCAAAGUAGUCCAACUGCGCGCCAACGUUGAGGGACUCAAGCUCGGCCCAGGUGUGCUGGAUCGGUUAGCAGAAGAAGGGGAGAGAGGGUCAAUGCGAUAUGCCCUCCAGUUACUCACCCCUGCAUCCAUUCUCGCUGGCCUUUCCGGAAGAAACCAAAUCGAGGUGGAAGAUAUUGGGGAGAUGAACGAGUUGUUCCUCGAUGCAAAAACAUCUGCUAGGAAUAUAGGCUCAGAGGGCGGAUUUGAUGGCAGUAGGAUGUAG